AUGGCAUCAGAGACCAUUGAAGUUGCAGCUCUAGGAAGACCUCUGUUUCCUGGUAUGCUUUAUGACUGCCGCAAGGACACCUUCAUUCCAGGUGUUACUCUGUGGGAUAAGAAGUCACUGAGUGAAGAUUUGGAUAGUCGUCUAAAGCUCAUGACAGAUUUGAAGUUCAGUAGCUCCGACUCUCUCUCUAGUAAGUCCAGUCUCCUGGAUGUGAGUGCUUCACUGAAGGCCAGCUUUCUGGGAGGGCUUGUGGAGGUGGGAGGAUCUGCCAAGUUUCUGCAUGAUACCAAAUCCUCAAACCAACAGUCCAGAGUUACAAUGUAUUACAGUGAAACCUCCAGAUUCGAACAGCUCACUAUGACUCACCUGGGCCAGAUCACCUACCCUGAGGUCUUUGACCAGAAAACUGCAACUCAUGUGGUCACGGCUGUACUGUAUGGAGCUCAGGCCUUCAUGGUGUUUGACCGGACCUUUUCAGAAGAGGAGAACAAGCAGGAGAUUGAGGGACAACUAAAUAUCAUGAUCAAGAAGAUCCCUUCAUUUUCUAUUGAGGGAGAAGGAGCUUUAAAAAUGUCAGAUGGUCAUGAGAAAAUGGUUGAGAGCAUCGCCUGCACAUUUUAUGGUGACGUCCGCCUUGAGAAGAGCCCCACCACUUACAUGGAGGCUGUAGAGGUGUACAAGAAACUCCCUGUUCUCCUGAGAGAGGAUCCACAGAAUGCAGUUCCAAUAAAAGUCUGGCUCUAUCCUCUUUCUCUACUGGAUACAAAAGCUGCUCAGUUGAAGAGAACAAUUAGCACAAGUCUGGUUUCCAAAACUGAAGAUGUAAUCGAGGAGCUGGGUGAAGCAGAGAGGACAUGCAACGACCUCCUCAGAAAUACACUGGUAAAUGUUUUCAGAGACAUCAAAGAGAGGCUCUGUUCAUUUCAGGGCUCUUUUAGCAUUUACAAAACAGUGAUCCUGAAAGCACUGGCUAGGGUCUUGCCUGCUAUACGAGGAGGAGAGAUGGAGGAAAAUUCAUUGGAAGACAUCCUGAAGAUCCACUACAGCUCCCCUUUUAAUCCUGACAUGCUUAACCAGUGGUUGGAUCAUGCAAAGUCUGAACUUAACUUCUUGAGUUCUCACACCAAGGUGCUGGAGGGAAUCCUAACUGAAGACUCAGACCGUCUCAACACCAUCCUCCUUGAUCCUAAUACUGAUGUUGUAGUGUGCUUGACCUUCACAUCUCUGAAGUAUGAAGACCAGUAUCUUUCAACCCUGAAGGAGUUUGUGCAAUCUGCUAAGUUGAAAGAGUUAGAUGUGGCAAUGAAAACGAGCUCUAGCAUGUUACCAUCUGUCAAACGGUGGAUCCACUAUCCUGAUGUCAUCUCAAAGAUGAGAGAGAAGUUAACUCUUUUCAAAAGUUUUUCAGAGGCUAAUAAAGAUGAAAAGAGGUACAGAUUCAUUAUUUCUGCCAUUGCCGAUCCAUCCAGUACAGGCUCCUCCAUCUAUCUGUAUGAAAAAGGGAAGCUGACAAACACACAGUUCCAGCUCGUGUCGAAGCCUCCCCCACCAAUAGUGAAGAAUGUCCUGGAGCGCAGUGUGUCCCUGAAACUGCAGAAGUCCCCAACUGGAGAAACUGUGCGGUACAGAGUGGAGUACCAGCAAGUAAAUGCAGAUUCUGAUGCUGAGGAACAGUGGCUUGUCAAAAACACAUCUGAUGAAGACUUUACUCUGACUGGACUGGAGUUUGGAAAGCAGUACUUGAUCCGCUACAGGAUAGUGGGUAAAGUGGGAGUGAGUGAAGCCAGUGACACUAUCGGCUCCAUACUGGCUUCAGGUAAGUGCCAUAUGCACUUUUUUUCUGCAUGAAUCUUUAUCUUUUUAAAAAUAUUUAUAAUUUGCUUCAUUCACAGUUAUUCACACAGUCAAUUAUUGACAACCAUAUUU
Megalobrama amblycephala (Wuchang bream) is the source of this 1926-nucleotide messenger RNA. Its product is annotated as neoverrucotoxin subunit beta-like. NCBI's taxonomy places the organism in Eukaryota, Metazoa, Chordata, Actinopteri, Cypriniformes, Xenocyprididae. The transcript is spliced from 2 exons. Gene Ontology annotation, molecular function: protein binding. The record is from RefSeq and is a predicted model, not a curated record. Bases 1 to 1848 code for a protein of 615 amino acids.